Esox lucius (northern pike) is the source of this 2439-nucleotide messenger RNA. It is a transcript of the gene mep1ba, whose product is annotated as meprin A, beta. The coding region runs from base 80 to 2119 and encodes 679 amino acids. NCBI's taxonomy places the organism in Eukaryota, Metazoa, Chordata, Actinopteri, Esociformes, Esocidae. Gene Ontology annotation, cellular component: membrane. The transcript has 14 exons. Gene Ontology annotation, molecular function: protein binding; zinc ion binding; metalloendopeptidase activity. The record is from RefSeq and is a predicted model, not a curated record. Gene Ontology annotation, biological process: proteolysis.
UGGUGAGGAUUUCUGCAUGUUGGUGGUCUUUGCCCCCUUGUCUCCCCUCUGUCUGGUGCAGCUGAUUUGUCUUUGAGCCAUGGUUUCUAAAAGGAUUGUUCUGGUAUUCUGUAUGCUCUGGUGCUUGGCAGCAGCAUCAAAGCUCACAGGCGAAACAGAGAUAGACGUGGAUGAGGGACACGGACAUGACUGGGAUAUCUUUGACAUCAACAGAGAAGCCGGGUUGGAUUUGAUGGAGGGUGACAUUGUGAUGGAUGAGGUCGACAGUAAAAAUACCAUCCUAGGGGAGCAGUAUCGCUGGCCUCAUUCAGUACCAUACUACCUGGAGGACAGUCUGGAUAUAAAUGCCAAGGGUGUGAUUCUGAAGGCUUUUGAGCAGUACAGAUUGAAAACAUGCAUUAACUUCGUACCAUGGAAGGGAGAGAAGAACUAUAUUUCUGUGUUCAAAGGCAGUGGAUGCUUCUCCUCAGUAGGUAAUCGGCAGGAGGGGAAGCAGAAGUUGUCUAUUGGUAAUAACUGCGACCGUUUGGCAACUGUUGAGCAUGAGUUUCUGCAUGCUCUGGGUCUAUGGCAUGAGCAGUCCCGAGCUGACCGUGAUGACUAUGUCGACAUCAUGUGGGACCGCAUUGAACAAGGAAAAGAACACAACUUCCUGAUCCACGGGGAGACAGAGUCGAGUGCCCUAAAUGUGCCUUAUGACUAUGGCUCCGUGAUGCACUACAGCAAAACAGCCUUCAACAUUGGUUCACAGCCCUCCAUCGUCACUAAGAUACCGAGCUUCAUGGAUGUGAUUGGCCAACGUAUGGAGUUUAGCGACAGUGACCUGCUGAAGGUCAACAGGCUCUACAACUGCACAACAUCAUCAACGUUCCUGGACUCAUGCAGCUUUGAAAAGGAGAAUAUCUGUGGGAUGAUCCAGGGUCCGGGUGGGGUGGCUCAGUGGGACCACCGACACAGCGUGACUGGGGGACCCAACACGGACUACACCGACAUGAGUCACUGUGAGGGAAAAGGGUAUUUCAUGCACUUCAGCACAGUGUCGGGUAACCAUGGCGACCUGGCACUCCUGGAGAGCCGUCUGUUCUACCCCGAGCGAGGGUCUCAGUGCCUGCAGUUCUACCUCUAUAACAAUGGGGGAAAAGAUGAUCAAUUGAACGUGUGGGUUCGAGAGUAUGAUGAAGCCAACCCCCAAGGAAAACGGAGACUCAUCCAGAAAAUCGACAUUACAGGUGGAGUAAGAGACUCCUGGGAAUUGUACCACGUGACUCUGGACGCGAAGAUGAAGUUCCGCGUCGUGUUCGAGGGUAUAAAGGGGAAGGCGGCCUCCACCGGAGGGCUUUCAUUGGACGACAUCAACCUAUCAGAGACAACCUGCCCGCACCACACCUGGCGCAUCCGUGGCUUCACCGAUCUCCUAGCAACCACACCGACGGGCGUAAAGAUCUACAGCCCGCGCUUCCUGUCCCCCGCUGGCUAUUCCUACGUGGUGAGUGUGUACAUCAACGGCCGCAGCAGCCCAGGGAGCCUGGCCAUGUAUUUCCACUUGACCUCCGGCCCUAACGACGACACCCUCACCUGGCCGUGCCCAUGGCAACAGGCCACAGUGGCCCUGAUGGAUCAGAACCCAGACAUCAGGCGGAGGAUGUCCAACCAUCGCAUGAUCACCACCGACCCCAGCAAGUUGUCCUCAGAUGGUAAUGAGUUCUACUGGGACAACCCUCGUAAGGUGGGCAGUCUGGUGACUGGUUCAGAUGGCAGUAGGUUCUACCUUGGGCCCGGUAGCGGCACCAGCAGCUUCCUCACCCACAGCAGGAUGAAGAGCAGGAACUUCAUCAAAGGAGACGAUGCCAUUUUCCUCCUCAGUGUGGAGGAUGUGUCUGGCCUGCUCGAGAGCCAACCCCGCCCUCGUUCUGCAGCGCCUCCAUUUAAGAGCGCCAUGUCAUCCAGUCAGGAGACCACAGACACCUCCACAGUGGUGAUGGCAGUGUCCACGUCCUUGGCAGCAGCCGUGUUUGUGGUUGUCUUAGCAAGUGUGGUGUACAUCCGGAGAUCCAACAGGCGACAGCAGGAAACCGAUAGAGACGUGAUCGAUGUGGAGAACACAGAUAUACAGAUGUGAGGGACAGCAGGUUUUCAUCAGCAGGUUGUUGAGAGUACUAGUAGAAAAACAUCCCAGGACCUACAAUAGUCUGAUAAUUGACUGUCUCAAUUUCUAACAAGAAAUGUAAACCAUACAUCUAUUAAUAUAUGGAAAAUGUUUAGCUACAACUAUCAGUGCAUCCAUUACAUUCAAAACGCUCACAGAUAUGUGAGUGAUGUUUUUGUUAGAGAAAAAUACACAGUGAAAAUAAAGUCUGACAAAAAGAAAAAUAAAUUGUAUGAUUAUACAUGAAAUUGAGCUUUGAUAUAUUUUCUGAAACAGACUUCAGUUUUGCCUCC